Molecule: messenger RNA, 1863 nt
Organism: Penicillium nucicola
Lineage: Eukaryota; Fungi; Ascomycota; Eurotiomycetes; Eurotiales; Aspergillaceae
Product: GMC family oxidoreductase
Exons: 4
Coding region: 1-1863 (620 amino acids)
Molecular function (GO): oxidoreductase activity, acting on CH-OH group of donors; flavin adenine dinucleotide binding
Source: RefSeq, a predicted model, not a curated record
AUGGCUUCUCCCACUUGCUCUGUAGAGGAAUUCACCAGCACGGCCUUCGACUAUGUCAUCUGCGGCGGAGGAACAGCCGGACUGGCAAUCGCAGCACGUCUGAGUGAGAACCACAAUGUGACAGUCGGCGUCAUUGAAGCGGGGAAGUAUCGCAUCGGAGAUCCUCUGGUUGAUACUCCUGCCGCCUUCACGCAGAUGUUCGAGAACCCCGAGUAUGACUGGUGCAUGUAUACAUCGCCGCAGGAAGCAAACAAUGGUAAAGUGCACCAUAUCCCACGAGGCAAAGCCCUCGGUGGUUCCAGCGCUAUCAACUACAUGAUGUAUGUCCGAGGCUCGCUGCAGGAUUAUGAUGAUUGGGCGGAACUCGCCGAGGAUGAAGGAUGGUCUGCAGAGAUCAUGCAGCGAUAUAUGCGAAAGCAUCAGGAGAAGACCCUGGAGCCAAUCGAUCCUUCAAUCACAGAUGCAUCGACAAUGCCCCUUGUAGGCCAGUUCCAUGGCACAAGCGGCCCUGUCCGAACAAGCUUCAACGAUACCAUAAUGCCAGUGGAGAACGACAUCAUCAAGGCCUGCGAAGAAAUAACAGGUAUUCCAAAUAAACCUCUCGACCCCUGGAGCGGCGACCAUAUUGGGUUCUACCAUACUCUUGGUUCAGUCGUACGUACUGGCCCGAAUAAAGGUAAGCGCAGUUAUGCUGCGCGCGGAUACUACGAGGCAAAUCGUGAGACAAGACCAAAUCUGAAGGUGCUUUGUGAAGCACUUGUUAACAAGGUCAUUUUGGAUGGUAACAAGGUCUCUGGUGUGAGUCUGAGCCAUGGGGGCAAUGAGUAUCAAGUUUCUGCAAAGCGCGAGGUCGUUGUUUGCGGUGGAACGAUCAAAUCGCCUCAGAUCCUGGAACUGUCUGGCAUUGGUGAUCCGGAUGUUCUUGCUGCUGCCGGUGUUGAAUGCAAGGUUGCCAACCCUGCCGUCGGAGCAAAUGUACAGGAUCAUUCGAUCUCCUUGACCACGUUCAAUGUCCAACCUGGCAUUGUCACGCUGGAUACACUCGCUCAAGUCCCGGAGGCUAUGCAAGCUGCAGCUAAGCAGUAUGCUGAAACUGCAGGUGGGCCUUUGAGCUGCGUUGCCAGUAUGCAGGGAUUCUUCCCUGCGAAGAGUAUACUGUCUGAGGAGGAAUUUGAGGGUGUUUUGAAGAGUGUCCGGGAUGUUCAGCCGACGAGUGCUUUCCACGAGAAACAGCUGAAGCAGGUGCUUGCUCAUUUGGAGAGUGAUCAUUCGGCUAAUUUGCAAGUUGUGCUUGUUCCUGCCACUAUGGAGCCUGAGGGUAUUGAGCAUCAAGGUAAACUCAUUGCGCCUAGGUCUGCGGAUCAGCCUGCUGCGUUUACCUUUGCUAUGUGUUUGCAAUAUCCUGUUGCGAGGGGGUCUAUUCAUAUCGAGAGCGCCGAUCCAACUAAACCUCCCGUCAUCAAUCCCAACUACGGCGGCCACGAGGCAGAUAUAUCCCUCCUCGCUGCUGCAAUUCGUUGGAGUGAUCAAGUUAGUGAAUCUUCGCAUCUCAAGCCUUCUAUCCUGAGCCGUGCAUACCCUGAGCCGGAGGUGGAUUUGCAGGACUUUGAGAUCGCCAAAAAGGCAGUUCAUGACCUUAUCGCGGGCGAGUACCAUAUCUGUGGCUCGGUUGCAUUGGGCGAUGCGCUUGAUUCCCGAUUGAGGGUCAAGGGUGUUGAGGGGCUUCGGGUUGCUGAUGCCUCUAUCUUCCCUAACAAUGUUAGUGGAAAUAUUGUUUCUAGUGUUUAUGCUGUUGCUGAGAAGGCGGCGGAUCUAAUUCGUGAGGAUUGGGAUUUCAAGCCUGUUCCCAGAGCUGUGGCUUGA